Beta vulgaris subsp. vulgaris (sugar beet) is the source of this 898-nucleotide messenger RNA. RefSeq lists its product as uncharacterized. NCBI's taxonomy places the organism in Eukaryota, Viridiplantae, Streptophyta, Magnoliopsida, Caryophyllales, Amaranthaceae. The transcript has 2 exons. Bases 336 to 692 code for a protein of 118 amino acids. The record is from RefSeq and is a predicted model, not a curated record.
UGUCUAUAGAAUACGUUCAGUGCGAGACAUCUGAAUUGAUACACAAAGAGGUGGUUAAUGAUGAAGAAGCUUACAAGUUAUACAAUGACCAUGCAUUUAAAUGCGGAUUUGGUAUCCGUAGGGGCAAAGUGUGUUGGAGAUAUGAUACGAAGACCAUCAGGCAACGUUUUUUGGUUUGUAGUCGUGCAGGAUUGAAAGACAUAAAAAGUGGUGUGCCUAAGGCAUAUACUAAGCUUGAUCAACGGUGUGGAUGUAAAGCGUACAUUCAAUUUGAUGUAUCCAAAGGGUCUGGACUUUUCAUUGUUACUAAGCACCAUAUUAUUCACAAUCACCCCAUGGUGCCAGUAAUACAAAGACAUUUAAUAAGAUCUCAUAGGAAAGUCACUGUUGAACAAUUACACAUGAUUAAUAAUUUGAGAAGUUGUGGAGUUGGGGUUGCUGAAGCUGUGCGUGUAUUGAGGAAGGAAGCUGGGGGAUCUGCCAAUCUUGGGUUGGCGCACAGGGAUGCUUAUGAUGCAGUUGCUGCUCAAAGAAAGAAAGAACUUGAUGGUUGUGACAGUAACCAGUUAAUUAAGAACUUUUCACAAAGGCAAGCAGUGGAAUGUGAUUUUUACUAUGACGUUCGACUAGAUGCUAUUGGCCACUUAAUAAGUUUUUUUUUGGAGAGAUGGAAGAAUGAAAAGGGAUUAUGAAGUGUUUAGAGAUUUGGUUGUUCAGGAUACGACGUACCGAACGAAUAAGUAUGGGAUGAUUUGCGGUCCGUUUGUUGGGAUGAACCAUCACCAAAGAAAUGUGAUGUUUGGAGUUGGUUUCCUACUAAAUGAAGACACCGAUUCGUUUGUGUGGUUGUUUGAGUCUUUUUUGAAAAGUAUGGGAGGUAGGUCGCCUUAACCAUAAU